AUGACGGCCACGACCACGACGAGAACAGCCAGUAAGUCCGCGGUGGCAGCGUGCGAGGGUCGAUCGCCGUGGCCGGCGCGCAUGCGCCAGUCCCUGGAGAAUGGCUUCGAGCCCCGUGAAAACGGCAUCCAGCCGCAAAGAUGCCCGGCGAAACGUCGUCGCGAUCAGAUCAGCACCGGCGAUGAUCGGAGAGCAUGCCACCAACGAGAUGGCACCGUUUCGUCGUCCACACCUUUGUCCUCGCCGGCGUUGUCCUCCGCCUCUACGGACGCAUCGCCUUCCAGGAGAUCCAGCUCCCCGGCAUCGACCGCCUCCUCGCCGGCACGCUCGACUUCUUCGACUUCCGCGUCCGCGAUCUCCCAAGGGAAACCGCCCUCGGAGGAGCAUGGUUCAAAGAAGAAAGUGACUUCCAGUCGAUACACCGAGCAGGACAGGAUCAGGAAACGCAAGCAGGAGAGACAGUGUUCGGGCAGGUCGCGGGGCAACAGAGAUUCCCCCGAGAAAUCGUGCGGCGUGACCGCGGCGUCUACUGGCGCGCCGUCCUCCACGAUAUCCUCUUCCUCGCCAUUCUCCUCCUCCGUCUCCACGGCGUCGGAAAAGGUGAACGAGCAGCAAGCUGCCGCGAGAAGCUGCCCGCCGUUGUCCCAGGCUUCGGCGAUAGAAACCCUGAGAGCCGCCCUAGAAAGCUACGACCGCAGCAGAAUAUACCUCGCACAUGUGUCCUUCUUGGAUUGGCGGGACCUGCCGGGACCACCACCGAACGCGGCUGCUGGUGACCGGCCGCCACUGGCGGCCGCGUUGCCUUCGGCGGGUAAACAUGCUUAGCCAGCCGGUGAUCUACGCUGGCGGCGGGAGAGGCUCUUGACGGUAGAUCUUUUUCUGUGGUGGUUCCACAAAGAGUUCGCUGUGACGGCGAUGGCGAUGCACCCGGAUGGAGCGGUGUUGGUCGCCGAAAGCGCUGAUUAUUUGCCAGCGGAGACCGACUGCGUUGCCGCGGAUGGAUUGGUCAGGCUAUACGUGGUACCCAAAGACUGCCUGGAGAUGAGGAUCGUUGUCAAGGAAUUGAGAGUCCGAUUGGCCAGCGGUGUACUCUCCAGAGCCGCUUACGGCAUUUAUCAUAAGACCCCUUCGACGGAGAACGAUCCGCUAACCGCGUUCCUCAGGGGGUUCACUAUGAAGGAAGCUUUUGCUGAUCUUCACAGAGCCUGGCUGAGCAUCAGGUCCGAAACGUUCGCUAGAAGUUGGAUCCUAGCGCACGAGGAAAACGUUGCUGGAGGUUCGAACCAUUGGCCCAGCUUGUCCGCCAGAGUACACGUGUCAACUGAUCAGGAGGAGGACAGGAUGCUGUUGAUCGAGUUGCAGAGUUUGGCUAGGGAAGUGGGUCUGGAGGUCAGCGACGACGAGCUGAGCAAGUGGAUCCUCGACGAGGAGAGCGAGCUGGCGCGUUGCGUACGGAAGAAGGAGCUCGACGAGGAUCAUUGCCGCGUGAAGAUCGAGGCAGACGAGAAGUGGGCCGAUUACGGGGAGGAUGACGCGGAGGACGAGGACGCAGAGGGGGAGGACGAACCGACCGCGGAAGAGGCGGUCGGUCUGCUGUCGAGGGUGCUGACUUGGAUGGAAAGGGAGCCUCUCGAUCCAGGACUAUUACUCGCCGUCAGAUCGAUGCGCGAUACCGCUGCACUCAUGGCGAGCAAGAUGGGCCUGGCGGGCACGCAUCCGAGCGGGCUGCCGUUCUUCUGCCCAAACGGGGACCAUCUGACUCAGCCGCCGCCAGCCCAUAUGGGGAUCCCGCCGUACGGCACGUUGGAUGCGGGCAAAGCGGCCGCAGCGGCCGGUCUGACGAGAGCGCCGAUGUAUCCCUUCUCCACGGGUCAAUAUCCGUACCCCAUGCUUAGCCCGGAAAUGACGCAAGUCGCCGCUUCCUGGCACACACCAAGCAUGUACCCCAUCUCCCCGGCAAGCGCUGGUUUCCGAAGUCCGUAUCCCACGAGUUUGCCCAUCACAAGUUCUAGUUUACCAAGUGAUCUCUACCGGUUUUCGCCGACGGGCCUGAUGCCCCCGCAUCCUGGACUGAGUCCGCACGCACACGCGCUGACGUCUCACGCACUAGUGCCCUCGACGCCGAAAACAGACCACUCCUCCUUGGAUCACAAUCACAGUGUAAUUGUAAAAGGAUCAUUCUCGACUUUCACGAGAACACGUGGAAUGAAGCACGCGUGCUACCCACCUGCGAUGGAGCCCGAGUGUUUGGAGCCCCUAAACCUGGUGAUAAAGAAGGACGACGUGGACGAGAUCGAGGGCACCGGGACCGAGGGACCGAUCGGCAAGAUCGACGAGGAGAAAGCCGAGGAGAGGAUCGACGAGAAGAUGACGAUACUCCAGGAGGCGGUGAAGGCUGGCGAGGCCGGCUUACCCGCGGCCGAUCACAAGAUCCUGACCGCGCUCUACAUGAGCAGCCUGAUGCAGAUGUCGAACAUGAACGUGCCGAGGAGCGUGACGCCGCCUCCAUACGGCGCGCAACACAAUUUCGUCCAGAUGCUGGCGAUGGUCGAGGCGCGACGCAUGUGGCAACAGAUGAACUGGCCGGUGCCGCAAAACUUCCACAGGAAUCCGCUCGCGAUCCCGCAGCCGUAUUUCGACGGGCCCGGGUCGAACCUGGCCGAGCAGCUAUGCAACACGCAGAACUCAGCACCAGCCUAUCCUUUGUCCUGCACGAAACCCGAGCAACCCAUGAACCACGACACGAAGCAGCCUUAUUUCAAACGGUCUACGGUAGAACAAAAGAACUCCGCGUCGCUGGUGAAUCCGGACAACGGAAAGUCUGUCGAUUCGUCGCAGCAGAAUAACCAAGAUAAAAAGAAACCCCAUAUAAAAAAGCCUUUGAACGCAUUUAUGCUGUACAUGAAGGAGAUGAGGGCGAAGGUCGUGGCUGAGUGUACCUUAAAAGAGAGCGCAGCGAUCAAUCAAAUAUUGGGAAGACGA
This is a messenger RNA of Nomia melanderi (Alkali bee), 2982 nucleotides long. The record is from RefSeq and is a predicted model, not a curated record. Lineage: Eukaryota; Metazoa; Arthropoda; Insecta; Hymenoptera; Halictidae.